GUAUCAAAUUUUAAUGACGUCAAUUUAAAAAGAUAUAAAAACUGUUUCAUAACCAUAUCGAGGUUUUCUCGUGGGCGGAAGUGAAAAAAUAAUUAAACAUUUUUUAGCAUUGUUAACAGAAGUUGGAAUCAUAGAAAAGUAGGCUAUGUUGAAGACGUGUUGCGUUGUAUUGCUGGCGUUCGCCGUUGUACAUGGAGAUCUGGGAGAGGAUUCUGUAUAUACUGCAGCAAUCGACAAAACAGUUUCAAGCGAUGUAGACGAUGGGACAAAUGCCAUAUUCAAAUUUCUGGGCUUCAAGUGCCCGAAAGGACACCGUUGUUUACCGGUGCUAGAGUGUCUACCGUGUGAUUAUGGUACCUACAAAUCAAACGAAGGCUCGGACUUGUGUGAGAACUGCCCGAAUGGCUGUACCACGCUGAGGAAAGGGGCAGAGAGCUGGAAGGAAUGUGUUCCAAAGUGCCCGCCCGGAUAUGAGGAAUCUAAGUGCGGUAAAACAUGCACAAAAUGCCGAGCUGGUUAUUACAAGAGUAACUGGAAAAACAAACUGUGCCGGAAGUGUCCAACUAAUUCAAACUGGAAUAGUAACAGAAUCGGAAUGAAGAAAAAGAGUCAGUGCUACAAUAUUGCCAAACCUGAAUGCGAUGAUUAUGUUGGAAAUAUUGUGUUUGCGAUGGACGCAUCCUCUGCUGUCAGUGAGGACAAUUUUGCUUUACAACUUGAAUCACUAAACGACUUUGUUGGCGCAUUUAACGUGAAGCAGGGCGUCGAUACCACGCGAUUUGCAGUUGUGACGUAUUCAAACCAAGUUGAUGACGUAAUCUUGUUUACGGACUACGCUGACAAAGCGGAACUUCAAACUGCAAUUGGUGACCUACAAUGGAGUAAUGGAAACUCACCAAAUAUUUCGACAUCAUUGGACUACAUCAAUUCGAACCUAUUGUUCAGUGAUUUUGGCAGUGACGUCGUUCCAUACACAGUUAUAGUUGUAACUAACGGCAAUUCUCCAAUUCCAUCACAAACUGCUCACUCAGCGUUCGCUUUAAAGCAAAAUGUUGACAAGGUUUUUGCUGUCGGUAUUGGUAAUGUUAAUGAUACCGAAUUAAUGAGCAUCGCGUCUCACCAGGACUAUGUAGUCAAAGUUGAUAACACCGAAGAACUAACAAAACGUUUACCUGAUCUCACUGAUAAUGCAUGUGAGUUGUUGAAGGAUGAUCCUGAUGACGAAAUAACAGAGUCCACAACUGUUAUGACACCAACUGCAGGUGGAGAUCGUUGCUUCCGUGAGCACGGAACUUGUACCCUCGAAGAAUACAAUAAUUUAAGACUGACAGCUCUUCAUGGAACGAAUUGUGAACAGUUUUGUCAGUGUUCACAUGCGUCAACGGAAUUAGACGGUUCCGUCACGCAUUACUGGGUGGAACAAUCAUGCGGCCCAGGAACAUUGUUUGAUGAACGCAUUUCCGUCUGCAAUCACGAUUACGACGUUGAAUGCAAUGACACUCCCCCACCAACAGAAGCACCAACACAAGCACCAACCCAAGAACCAACAGAACCAAGUGAUGAAUCAACAAGUGCUCCUGGUGGAGAUCGUUGCUUUAAAGAACACGGAACUUGUACCCUCGAAGAAUAUGAAGAUGUAAGACUUACUGCUCUGCACGGUACGAAUUGUGAACAAUUUUGUCAAUGUGCGCAUGAGUCAACGGAAUUAGACGGUUCCGUCACACAUUACUGGGUGGAACAUUCAUGCGGCGCAGGAACAUUAUUUGAUGAAAGCAUUUCCGUCUGCAACCAUGAGGACAGUUUUACUUGUACUGACACUUCUCCUCCAACACAAGCACCGACACAAGAACCUACAGAACCAAGUGAUGAAUCAACAGAAGUUCCUGGUGAAGAUCGUUGCUUCGAAGAACACGGAACUUGUACGCUCGAAGAAUACAAUAAUUUAAGACUAACAGCUCUUCAUGGAACGAACUGCGAACAAUUUUGUCAGUGUGCGCAUGAGUCAACAGAAUUAGACGGUUCCGUCAAGCAUUAUUGGGUGGAACAUUCAUGCGGCGCGGGAACAUUAUUUGAUGAAAGCAUUUCCGUCUGCAACCAUGAAAGCAGCUUUAAUUGUACUGAUAUCUCUCCACCAACUCAAGGACCAACAGAAGCUCCAACGCAGAUACCUACAGAACCGAGUGAUGAGUCAACAGGUGCCCCUGAAAAUGACCGUUGCUACGCUGGUUUGGGCGAUUGUUCCUUAGAAGAUUUUGAGGACAGGAGACUUAAUCUUCUUGGUGGUACAAAUUGUCGUUACUUCUGCCAGUGUGCGCAUGCGUCAACGUUGAAUACCGGCGCCGUAACCCACUAUUGGGUAGAACAUAUGUGUCCAUUGGGGACAUUAUUUGACGAUUCUUUGCCGGGAUGUGGCCACGAAAGUCAAGUGACAUGUUCUGAUACAGGGCCUUCCACAAUACCACCAUCGACGAUUCCUCCGUCCACCCCAGCACCAAUUGACAACCCAGGUUGUAUUGAAGCAGAUCCAUGCAGCCAGCAUGAUUAUGAAGUACGGCGCUUAAAACCUUUAUACGGCUCUGGCUGUGAACAGUUCUGCCACUGUGCUCACCAGGAGGGAUCCGCUGGUACCAACGUUGAAUACUACUGGGAGGUACAGACUUGCCCUCCGAGCACUCUGUUUGACGAAAGUCUUCCAACCCCUGUGUGUAAUCAUGACUAUAACGUUGAAUGUGAAGAUAUCCCAACAUGAAAAUGAUGCACAAUUUUGAAGAGUUGUUUAAGAACGUUAAUACAACACGAUAGAAUUAAAAAAAAUGUAUUUCGCCAAUGUAAUUUUGCAAUUAUAAAUAGACAGCCCUGAUUCUCUUUUAACUGGACAAUGCAUACGUACAACUACUCUUUUCAAUAUACAAUAAAUACUUUAACGGUGAUUCUUAAAUAGACGCCAUUUUGUUAAAUAGACAAUACAGAAACCGAGCCACAUCUUAUUUCUCUUGACAUCUGUUUACCUACAUUUGUUUCUGAAUUGUAAGUUACAAAACCUUCACUGAAUCAAGAUGUUAAGGAUUAGUUUAAAGAACAGCAGUUUUGUAAGUUUAUAACAUACUUUAGGCCUUUUUAAAAGUCUCUAUGAAUUUAGAUUGCUUAAUUACAAUAUUCUAAAAUUCAAUUAUUCAAUUUCAAUUCAAUUUUUCAAAUUCAAUUGCAAGAUGUUCUCGUUUUACCCCGAUUAUCUUUUUUAAAAGGAUACUUAUUGUUUCCUUUCGGUGUCUUACUAUUAUCUAAUAUUUAAAUGUAAAGCCAAAUGUUCGCUAAAUAUACUUCCUUAUAGCAAACCUAUAUAAUUAUAUGCACCAAUUUCAAAUUCCCCAUUUUUAUACUUUGGGUAAAAAAAUGCCAAAAAUAAAUGUUUUCGUGGUGGAUCAAGAAAUGGCAGUCUGGUCCAAAUUCAAACAAUUUAAUGUCACAAUAUAUUGUUGGAUCAAAUCUAAAGUAAGAAUAUCAUUUUAUAUACUAUAAAACCAAAACAUAUUUAAAAAAAUGUCUUUAUGGUCGGGCAAGAAAAUAGUUGGUAAUUUUCUGUAUUACUUAUGAAAUUAAUUAAAGUUUGAAUCACUAUAUAACAAAUUAAAGUUGUUUUAACAUUUACAUUGCCGUGUGAAAAAAGGUCAACAACAUUUGCAUAAAUAUUUCAAUUAACGAAAGAAAUGUACAUUUGUAAACAUGAAAAUUGUUGUAAAAUACAUAAACUCCACUUGUUAACUUUGAUUAUUUGUUGUUAUUGGUAGUUUUUGAUUUUUCGCUUUGUUUUAUUUCUGUUGUUUUUGUUGUUUUUUUUUUGUUUAAGUUCAUUUUGGGCGUCUUUGACUGCUAUCUUUUGUGUGCAUUUGUCAGUCAUAUGGUUUGAUAAUUUGCUAUAUUUUACUCUUUUUUUUUCACAAUAUCAAACAUGUACUUUGAUCUGAGUUCUGGAAAUAAGUAAUACUUUUAAAAAGUUAGCAUUCAAUAGGAGUGAAAAUUGAAAGGUUGGCUGGGCUGUAAUUGUUUCAUACAUUGUAUGAAAGCAUAUAAGAUAGAGCAUCGGUGACGAAGUCAAGCUAGCACCUGAUCGAGCACUGUGCAAUAUACAGACGUUAAGAUAAAUUGGAUCUGAUAACCGCAAAAAAACUAGACAAUAGGAAAACUCUGCACAGCCACUAGGAAACAGUCCGAACCGCCAUUGUCAUUUAGCUGUUUAAAUAGUGACCCAUCUUCAUCCCUACUCCAACAGCAGUGUCAACAACUCGGAAAUUUGUAGACUUUGAAUCGGCUACAUUUUGUGAAUUAAUUUUGUUUUCAAAAAUUCUUUUGACUUGAUACUACUUACUGAUUGUCAAAGUUUUUAUUACUGAUUGUCAAAGUUUUUAUUCAUUGUUUUUUAUAUACGUUUUAUUUUAUCAUUUCCCCUUUCUUUACAUUGUUUGUUUAAGUUGCAAUCUUUUGUCCUCUGAAUAUAAUGUUAUUGUUUGUAUUGUUAAAAUAUAUUUUACGUUCAUGCUUUCGCUUUAAAAAGAAAAUGAAAACGUUUUAUCAAAAUCAAACUCAUUAUAUCUAAAACUUAUAGUAAAAUAGUUUCAUCAAAUUCAAUUGCAAGUUUAUGUAUCAAAACUCCUUGUUAAAUGAAAAAAACAUCAGUUAUAUUUUUAAACCAGUUAAGGAACCUAAAUGUAAAAUUAAAAAAAAUAAUUGUUUGUUUAACAACCAUUCUAUUCUAUAUAUGUUUGUAUCCUUGUCAUCAUGAAAUUAAACGGUUUGAAUUCAUAGUCACAUU
This is a messenger RNA of Ruditapes philippinarum (Manila clam), 4810 nucleotides long. RefSeq lists its product as uncharacterized. The transcript has 26 exons. Gene Ontology annotation, cellular component: extracellular region. Lineage: Eukaryota; Metazoa; Mollusca; Bivalvia; Venerida; Veneridae. Gene Ontology annotation, molecular function: chitin binding. The record is from RefSeq and is a predicted model, not a curated record. The coding region runs from base 146 to 2749 and encodes 867 amino acids.